GUAGUCCCUGUGUAAAAUUAGAGCAUUUCCCUCCAAAACCUUAGAAGCCUAUUUAAAUCCCUGAAGGAUCUUCACUCUGGUCUGAGCGGCUCUUCUCUGAGGACACAAACACGCAAUGGCUCAACGAGUGGAUGAUGUCAUUCAUCUCUGCUGUAAAAUAGCAGAUCAGCCUGAGUUCGAGAAAACCUGGAAAACCAUUAGAAAUAUAAAGAUGAUAACAGCAGCAGCAGGACAUAGCAUGCUUCUUUUUGGACCUCAAGAGUUGCUUGUUGCUGGAGCAGUUGGCGGUCUCAUAGCCUGGUUGGUGACCAGAAGGAAGUUCAAGUCUCUGCCUCAGAUCCUGAUGGAGUUGCCACGUGCUAAGAAACAGAAGCUCUAUAACAACGUUGUGGCCGUCUUACGCAACCUGACCUGGAGAAACGCAGCCCAGCUCGUUGCCAUCGUGAUGAGCAACGGCAUACUUCGGCAGAGGAUCACUGCUGUGUUGCUAAACUUCAUCAGACAGAAUCUGUGAGAGGAGCUCCGGUAUCAGGAUGGUCCAGGCUGAAAAACACAUCUUACUUUUGUAUUUCAUAAGAAAGUCAUCAUAGAAACCUACCUAUCUAACCUAAAAGUGUUUUAAUGAAUGUUUUGUUUGACAAUCUGAUGUCAGAUUUGUUCAGGUUUUGUGCCUGGAAAGUCAUUUAUGCCUCUGCUGAUGAAUUACAAAUAAAACAAACAUCAGGAGGUA
Molecule: messenger RNA, 730 nt
Organism: Acanthopagrus latus (yellowfin seabream)
Lineage: Eukaryota; Metazoa; Chordata; Actinopteri; Spariformes; Sparidae
Product: protein C19orf12 homolog
Exons: 3
Coding region: 116-514 (132 amino acids)
Source: RefSeq, a predicted model, not a curated record